Pyrenophora tritici-repentis Pt-1C-BFP is the source of this 1212-nucleotide messenger RNA. The record is from RefSeq and is a predicted model, not a curated record. NCBI's taxonomy places the organism in Eukaryota, Fungi, Ascomycota, Dothideomycetes, Pleosporales, Pleosporaceae.
AUGUUGAAGCCACUGGUGCUGCGGCGGGACUUCUCCCUCUUCACUCGAGUCCCGUAUUCGCGCUUAAUCAAUUCGGCUGCACACAAUGGCCAUGAGAGCAUAAUCAUACACCGAGUGCGUAUACGGCAGCCUUUCUUCCGCAGGUCACGCCUAGUCGGUACUUUCAUUUUCGCCACUGCAACAUUCGCGAUUGUCCAAUCUCUCGGUGUCAAAGUCGAAGUUGAAAUAAAAGAGAUCGAAGCCAAGGACAAGAAGCCAUCGCCGUCCGCCAGUCCCGAAGAAGAUGGGUGGACGACAGUUGGGCAAGAAGUAGAUGAGGACGAGGACGAGGAAGAGGAAGAGGAAGAGGAAGAAGCACUACUAUUUCUACCCACUGGUUUCUCGCGACCGCAAAAGAAGACCUUCUACAAGGGCACCGAUCCAGAGUGGCAGGAAUUUAGAAAGUUGGCAACAGAUCGCCCGAGGCUUGAGAAGAUACGCGGAGACCUUGUCAGUACACUACGCGGCACAUUGGCCAAGAAUCCGAACUGGAUCCUGAAACUAGGCAAAGUCGACACCAGCAAAGGCAAAACAUGGCUCGAGUUCAAGUUCCCAGACGGCCCGCCCGUCGAGUACGAGCGACCUGGCAUAGAGCUGACUGAGAAUCUUGAAUGGCGAAAAGCGACACGCCCGGUCAACUUCAGCCAUCACGAUCGCUUAAAGAGACUCAUGUACCCCAAGGAAGUUGCGGAUGCUCUGUACAACGACACGACGAACAAGGUCAAAGGUCUAUGGAAAGGCUUUCAAGUCUACAUGGGUUGGCACCAAGAGUCAAAAUCAGACACUGUCCAGCAACUAGUCCAGCGGAUAGCAGCCAAUCCACAGUCUUCCGCCAGCCAACCUACAACUACAACGCCAGACCCGGCCUCUGCAUCAUCAACAGAUAGUCAACAACCCAGCAUAACCACUUCUUCCGCACCCAUUGACGGCCCACCAAAAGACCUGGGUUUCGUUCUGCCAGAACCCAAAAAAUUGACCCUCGAUCUCUCCCGGUUUCGAGCCGAAUUCCAAAGAGCCUUCAAACCCUCCCCACCACCGCUCCCGCGUGGCGUCUUCUACAUUAUCGGUCUUGUCGAAGUCUAUGGAGCUCGUGCGAGGUCUACUUUCUCUGUGAUUGCCAUCUACGAUCCCAAGCAAGCGCCCCAGGGGGUAGCGCCGACCAAGAACUUUUGA